Molecule: messenger RNA, 1616 nt
Organism: Ficedula albicollis (Collared flycatcher)
Lineage: Eukaryota; Metazoa; Chordata; Aves; Passeriformes; Muscicapidae
Product: granzyme M-like
Exons: 6
Coding region: 16-969 (317 amino acids)
Biological process (GO): proteolysis
Molecular function (GO): serine-type endopeptidase activity
Source: RefSeq, a predicted model, not a curated record
CCGGGAGCAGCCGGGAUGGGGGCGAGGGGCUGCCUGGGGCCGCUGCUGCUGCUGCUACUGCCGCCCCUCCUUCAUGGUGAACACCGGGGCGGUGGGUCCGGCGUGGCCAGCGCGGGCUCGGAGUCACUGGCCGGGACGGUGACAGGUGCUGCUGAGGACGGGACCUUCCUCCAGCCAUCGAUCAUCGGGGGACACGCGGCCGAAUCCCACUCCCGGCCCUACAUGGUGUCCCUCCGGUUCCAGGAGGUUCACGCCUGCGGGGCAGCGCUGGUGCACCGGCGCUGGGCGCUGUCGGCCGCGCACUGCGUGGAUGGGAGGCCGUGGCAGGAAGGGAUGCUGCUGGUGGGGCUGCACAAAUGGCGGGAUCCCGAGCCGGGCGCGCAGAGAUUCGGCAUCCGGGCUGCCUGUCCCCACCCCGGCUACGACAACAACACGUUGGAGAACGACCUGCUGCUGCUCCAGCUGGACAGGAAGGUGGCACUGAGCAGGACACGGCGGCUGAUCUCGCUGCCGAGGAAGGAGCCGGCGGCGGGGGCGCGAUGCAGCCUGGCGGGAUGGGGGGACCCCAAGCGCGGGAGGCUGUCGCCCACCCUGCAGGAGAUGGAGGUGACGGUGAUGGACACGCGGAUGUGCAACAACAGCCGCUUCUGGAGAGGUAAAAUCGGCCCCGCCAUGAUCUGCUUCCAGGGGCUGCACCGCGGCUCGGCACCCGCCAAGGGUGACUCGGGGAGCCCCUUGGUGUGCGGGAAGCGGCCGGCGGUGGCCGGAGUGAUGUCCUUCGGUAGCCGGGACCCCACUGACCCUUUCAAGCCGCCGGUGGCCACCUCGACCGUGAAGUACAAGAAAUGGAUCCAGAAAACGCUGAGGAAGGGCUGCGGCUCCGGCCAGCCCGAACACACGGGACGGACCAAACACCCCUUCCUAUUUACACAGAGCAGCCCCCAGCCUGGUGACAGCCCCCUGGAAUGAGCUCAUCGUGACCUCGGCCACCCCCACGAGCCCUGCCUGGCUCCUCCUGCACCAUUUCCACCUGCGACCACCUCUGACCAGCAAUCGGGACCCUCCAGCAGCACAAACGGGGUCCUGGUCCCCAUCUCCCCCUGCAAAGCCUCUCCCCUGCGUUCCUUCCCCUGUUAAUAAAUGAUCUGCCAUCGUUGGCAGAGCCAGAGUUGAUGCCAGACAAGCAGGAGCAUGUUGGGUUUUCCUGGUACCAGGUGUGCUGUGCCAGCUCCUCGGCGUGUGGGAUCAGCUCUGCCUCAACCCCCGGGUGAGCAGGCCGGGGGCACACGGGGACACGGCCCCGCCUCAGCUUGGAUGUCCAUCAGCGGGAGGAGAUGGUCCAUGAGAACCGCCCCAGCUCGGGGUGUCAGACCCAGAACGUUCCCAGCUCUGCCCAGUCCUUGCCGCUGGGAAUUGUGAUGCUCCAGCACAGCGAGACCCCAGCCGGGGCCAGCAGCGGGUUGGGGUGACUCAGCGAUCCCCAGCUGUCCCACAUCCCCAUGUGUGUCCCAAAACCAGUUCUGACCAGCUCCCGUGGGGCUGGGGGUGCCACAGGACCCUCACCGGGGCUUCAUCAAGCUUGGAUUUUCUCCACCGCCUUGUCGGCCACCGCCGUC